AAGCCUCCAUCAACCAAUAAGUGGUCAUAGUUACAGCAAGUCUCCAUCAACCAAUAAGUGGUCAUAGUUACAGCAAGCCUCCAUCAACCAAUAAGUGGUCAUAGUUACAGCAAGUCUCCAUCAACCAAUAAGUGGUCAUAGUUACAGCAAGCCUUCAACAAAUCAGUGGUCAUAUUUACAGCAAGCCUCCUUCAACAAAUCAGUUGUCAUAGUUACAGCAAGCCUCCUUCAACAAAUCAGUUGUCAUAGUUACAGCAAGCCUCCUUCAACCAAUCAGUUGUCAUAGUUAUAGCAAGCCUCCAUCAACAAAUCAGUAGUCACUUUUUAAAUUUAAGUUGCAGCAAAUCUCUUCAGCAGAUUUUUUUCCAUAGUUAAAACAAAAUUCUGUGAAGGAUUGAUGGUCAUUAAAUUACAGAGAAUGAACGAUUUGUGUUGUUACCACAUAUCACCACAAAGGUGAAUUUACAAGUGAUAGAAUACAGUGAGAUUCUGACAAGCUCUUCAGUGGUUAUAUUUAGCAUCAAAGGAAUGACUACUUUUAUAAUGCUGACAUUACCAUCAUAAGGUGAUAUAAAAGCUCGGUGAAAACGUGUGUGUUAUGUUCACCAGUGUAAAGAUUACACACACACAGGAACAUUUUCAACUGUUACAUCAAUACAUGUAUCUCAGGCUACAUGGUGCCUCUAAACCAUUCAUCAUAGCCAAUUGAUGUGUUAGGUCAGGUCUAGCCUGUUAAGCUUCGCUACGUCCACGCCUGGGUAACUGACAGUCCACCCUGUUGUCAACACCUGACUGACAGAGUCCACCCAGUUGUCAACACCUGGGUAACUGACUGAGUCCACCCUGUUGUCAACACCUGGGUAACUGACUGAGUCCACCCUGUUGUCAACACCUGAGUGACUGACAGAGUCCACCCUGUUGUCAACACCUGGGUAACUGACAGAGUCCACCCUGUUGUCAACACCUGACUGACAGAGUCCACCCUGUUGUCAACACCUGUGUAACUGACAGAGUCCACCCUGUUGUCAACACCUGUGUAACUGACUGACAGAGUCCACCCUGUUGUCAACACCUGGGUAACUGACUGAGUCCACCCUGUUGUCAACACCUGGGUAACUGUUAGAGUCCACCCUGUUGUCAACACCUGUGUAACUGACUGACAGAGUCCACCCUGUUGUCAACACCUGGGUAACUGACUGAGUCCACCCUGUUGUCAGCACCUGGGUAACUGUUAGAGUCCACCCUGUUGUCAACACCUGGGUAACUGAUAGAGUCCACCCUGUUGUCAACACCUGUGUAUCUGACUGACAGAGUCCACCCUGUUGUCAACACCUGGGUAACUGACUGAGUCCACCCUGUUGUCAGCACCUGGGUAACUGUUAGAGUCCACCCUGUUGUCAACACCUGUGUAACUGACUGACUGAGUCCACCCUGUUGUCAGCACCUGGGUAACUGUUAGAGUCCACCCUGUUGUCAACACCUGGGUAACUGAUAGAGUCCACCCUGUUGUCAACACCUGGGUAACUGAUAGAGUCCACCCUGUUGUCAACACCUGUGUAUCUGACUGACAGAGUCCACCCUGUUGUCAACACCUGGGUAACUGACUGAGUCCACCCUGUUGUCAGCACCUGGGUAACUGUUAGAGUCCACCCUGUUGUCAACACCUGUGUAACUGACUGACUGAGUCCACCCUGUUGUCAGCACCUGGGUAACUGUUAGAGUCCACCCUGUUGUCAACACCUGGGUAACUGAUAGAGUCCACCCUGUUGUCAACACCUGUGUAUCUGACUGACAGAGUCCACCCUGUUGUCAACACCUGGGUAACUGACUGACAGAGUCAACACCUGGGUAACUAACUGAGUCCACCCUGUUGUCAACACCUGGGUAACUGAUAGAGUCCACCCUGUUGUCAACACCUGGGUAACUGAGAGAGUCCACCCUGUUGUCAACACCUGGGUAACUGACUGACAGAGUCCACCCUGUUGUCAGCACCUGGGUAACUGUUAGAGUCCACCCUGUUGUCAACACCUGGGUACCUGAUAGAGUCCACCCUGUUGUCAACACCUGUGUAUCUGACUGACAGAGUCCACCCUGUUGUCAACACCUGGGUAACUGACUGACAGAGUCAACACCUGGGUAACUGACUGAGUCCACCCUGUUGUCAACACCUGGGUAACUGAUAGAGUCCUCCCUGUUGUCAACACCUGGGUAACUGAGAGAGUCCACCCUGUUGUCAACACCUGGGUAACUGACUGACAGAGUCCACCCUGUUGUCAACACCUGGGUAACUGACUGAUUGAGUAUGUAGGGCUCUGUGUUCGUGUCAUUGUUAUUCCUGCCCCAGGGCUGCAGCAACACUGCUCAAUAUUUCUGCUUAUAAUUGAAUAUUGUGAUGAACUACAAUUUGUAGGAAGUAGACUUUAUGCCUGAAGCGGUCGUUCCAUUGGAUGCAGCCUUUGUGACAUAAUCACUUGCUCUGAUCAAAGUGAGUUGGAUGCACUUGCAGUUAGAUGUAGAUUUAUUUUGACGCUGAGAGAGGAAAAUAAAGAGCUUUACUUGUGAGGAGAUUUUGAGCUAGUGGAUAAUUAAGUGAAGUGGACAAUACUAAUAGUAACUGGUGUGAUUAUCCAGCAGGGCAUAUAUGGCCUUGACACUUAACAGUGGACACACAGUAUGAUAAAGGGAGAGCUGCUGUAUCUACCACAGACAGCACUGAGUCCCAGCUGAUGGUGUAUGAUAGCUCUACCAGUGAGUACGGUGUGCCAGAGUGCCCAGUAACGGGUUGGACGGGUUGGACGAUGUGACCUAGCUCUACUCAGAUAUCUACAUUUUGCUAUCUGCUGUAACUGAUGUGGAGGACGAGCAUAUCUGUUGUGGUACCUCCGAGCUGUAGGAAGUCUUAUGUAACUUUCCAGUGUGAAUGACUCUGACUCACAAAAAGACUGGUAUCUUGAGGUAUAAGUCUCAGCUCUGAAUUACUACUGACUCUCUGUAAUACAACUCAGAAUGAUAAUUAUCUAUGAUACCAUUCCAGUGUGAUUAGGAGUGACCUGUGACUCUGAAAGUGAUUUGUUUCAGAGUAAAUAUUGAACCUCAGUAACAGGUGACUCGUAGAUACUAAUGAGUUAAAGUGACUCAAUAGUGACUCAAAGUGUGGUGGGACACAGUAACUUGUUUGAAGACUAAUGAUUAAUAAGUUCUGUGAUUCAGAAGUAUACUGAGGCAUGGAAUUAACAAUACCUACCUGGACACAUAACAAUUGAUUCAAAAGUGACAUAGAUUGCCUGUAUACACAUGUGUAUUGUCGAACAAAUGCUGAAUUAAUUAAUUGCCACUAGAUGGAACAAAAUGUACAAGCUUGUGAUCUGUGUAUGAGCUUGUGUGAUUACGUAGUUUGUAUGUUGUGUAGGGGAUAGAGUAGGGAUGGAUGUCGCUAUCACCACCAACACACCAGGGGCCUGAUCAAUAGCCGCUGGGGCAGACCCCAGGACACGCUAUCACCACCAACACACCAGGGGCCUGAUCAAUAGCCGCUGGGGCAGACCCCAGGACACGGGAUUAAUACUGUGAAUCUACCAUAACUGACUUACUGACCAGUGUUACCUAGGUGAUGAUCACGAGUUAUUACCUGUGUAGAAGUUGGUGUUUUACCUAUGGAGUAUACCUUUAACGAGGAAUCAUCAGCUGAUACAGGUACACACCUGUCUACAGAAAUCUGGGGCUACAAACAUCUGGACCUACACAAAUCAUUCAACUACAUCAUUGUGUUGAUAAUCCUUGGAUCAUUAUGGAGUUUUGUUUAAGAGUAUCAAAAAGAGUUAGGUAAUUCUAACACUUUGGUCAGAAGCCUCGGUGUUUGAAUACAACCUCUGUAUUGUAAUUUUUAGUUUGACUGGAAUUAGCCAUACAUAUUUCAAUGUUGAAGCAAAAACUCAUUCCAUAUAAAAGGAUAAUGAAUUAAAAUUUUAAAGAAAUGGUCAAACUUUUAUUAGAGAUUUCACUUGAAAAUUGGAUAUUCCUGGUUUUGAGGAAGUCUUAGCCAAAGUUGGUUAACAAAGACAGAUUGAUGACCUCUCCAUGUUCUUGUGAUGUGAAUUAUCUUUGUGAUGAGUUUGGUAACCUAGAGGAGCUUAGUUAUAUAUGAUAAUCUGUAACAUAGACACAAAUAAUGGAGUACUACGCGGAGAGUGUCAUCACCAUAGUUUAUACCAUUGCCAUAGUGACCUCCAAUACUCUAAUACUAUUGGUUGUGGCAUGCACAGAGUCGUUCAGGAACAUGAACAAGGUUUAUUUCUGUUCUCUGACGUUGGCUGACCUGUGUGUAGGCGUGUUCAUCACACCGUUUGCUGUAUUCAGUACAUUCAGUAAGAACUGGAUUUAUAACGAUGAGAAGUUCUGUCACUUUGAGGCCUACCUACUAGCUGUGUUCUUCAUCGCCGGUCUGUAUUCCAUGUCCUGGAUGAGUGUAGACCACUACUUAGCGGUCAGAAAACCUCAGAGACACAAAAUCGCAAUGACCCCUACGCGGUCUAUGUGUUGGAUUUUCUUUGCCUGGCUUGGAGCCAUUAGUUUUUGUUGUCCUCCUCUUUUUUCGUUUCAGAGAGCGAACUUUUACCAGGAAGUGUUUAUCUGUUCUAUAGAGGCCGGCCCACACAAGCCCUACUUUGUGACUGCCGGGGUUCUGGUGAUGUUUCCAGCCGUGGUAGCUCUCAUUGUUACCAAUGCGUAUAUUUUUACACGCCCAUUCCAAAAGAAACGUUACAUGUUUGAGACUAUUUUACCUGACACUGCCUCGCGGCCGGGGAAUUACUUUAUGAACUUUGUGGUGACCAUAAUCUUCUGUAUUGCAUGGUUGCCAUGGCUGAUGCUACAACUAUAUGGGGCAUUCAUUGACCAGUAUACGUCGUACCCCCACCGCGUACACUUCUACCUGUUGUGGAUAGCUAUUGGCAACUCCUGCUAUAAGUUUUUUGUGUACCUAGCCAUGAGCCAGGAGUUUAGGAAAGGUUUGCGCCAGCUUUGUGGCCACACAGACUGUCAUUGUCCAGAGUGUUCAAUUGCACACAAUAUCAGCAUCAACUUUAUCACUGUCAACAGUCGCAAAUAAACAUCAAGUUAAACUUGCUGUGUGUGUAGUAUGGUGAUAAUCUGGUUAACAGAACUUUGGGUAACCAGAUCUAGUGUCCUAUGGAAUUCUAGGUAUUGAGCAGAAUCAAAUUGGGCCUUACAUGGAGAUGGUGGCACCUCACUACUGAUGUAGUAAACUUAACACUGUUUCUUCUGUAAAUCACUUUAUCUCUACAGGAGAAGAAUAUCUGAAUGAAUUGGUUAAAGAGUCUACAGGAGAAGAAUAUCUGAAUGAAUUGGUUAAGGAGUCUCAUUUGUAAAAUAAAAUAAUAGGAUAUUCCAAAUUAAAUCUUAAUGAAAUAAUCCCAACAAAAAGAAAUGUUCUAAAUUAAAUCUUCAGGGAAUGUUCUUAAUAAAAUAUUAAAGUAGUAUCCAAGUUAAAUCUUCAGUGUGUGUAUCAAAUUAGAUUUGAACGAUUAUUCCAAAUUCAAUUUUCAGUCGAUGCAGUGAUAAAAUGAUAAUAGGAUACUGGUUAAAUCUUGUUAAUAGUGCAAAUAGAAUGGAACCUUAAUGAAUACAUGCAAUGAUAUAGUGAUUCACAAAUGUGGACCAACCACACUAUACACCAAUCAGAGACUUUGUUACAAAUAGCUGUGGAACUACUUGUAUAAUGCACCAAUGAGGUUCUCCGUUACAUAGCAGUGGUACACCUACCAUGGUCUAUAAUACUGAACUAAUAUUUAAGUGGGACUUGGAUGAGUGUGGUGAAUAGGCUAUUUAAGUAAUACUGUAAUCAAGGGCACUAUUAUCAUAGCGGGCUAGCUGUCAUUCUUCAACUCAGAUUUCAUGGGAAUAAUAUUGACCAAUCAAAACUAGUAAUACAAUACCAUGUGAUAAAAUAGACAUAGCUUUGUGUAGAGCUAUUCCAUUGUAUAAAGAUGUAAUGUGUAACGUGUUUGUGUAUAUGGGGAAAUGUGUGUAAUGUUCGAGUAUAUGGGGAAAUGUGUGUAAUGUUCGAGUAUAUCGGGAAAUGUGUGUAAUGUUCGAGUAUAUCGGGAAAUGUGUGUAAUGUUCGAAAUGUGUGUAGUGUUCGAGUAUAUGGGGAAAUGUGUGUAAUUAUUGUGUAUAUGGGGAAAUGUGUGUAGUGUUUGAGUAUAUCUGGAAAUAUGUGUAAUGUUCGAGUAUAUGGGGAAAUGUGUGUAAUGUUCGAGUAUAUCUGGAAAUAUGUGUAAUGUUCGAGUAUAUGGGGAAAUGUGUGUAAUGUUUGUGUACAUGAGGUGUGAGGUGUUUUUGUGUUGUGGUAUGUGUGAGGUGUGUGUUGGGGUAUGUGUGAGGUGUGUGUUGGGGUAUG
Pecten maximus is the source of this 6418-nucleotide messenger RNA. Its product is annotated as probable G-protein coupled receptor 21. The record is from RefSeq and is a predicted model, not a curated record. Lineage: Eukaryota; Metazoa; Mollusca; Bivalvia; Pectinida; Pectinidae. Gene Ontology annotation, biological process: G protein-coupled receptor signaling pathway. Bases 4169 to 5107 code for a protein of 312 amino acids. Gene Ontology annotation, molecular function: peptide binding; G protein-coupled receptor activity. The transcript has 2 exons. Gene Ontology annotation, cellular component: membrane.